Molecule: messenger RNA, 2499 nt
Organism: Physella acuta
Lineage: Eukaryota; Metazoa; Mollusca; Gastropoda; Physidae
Source: RefSeq, a predicted model, not a curated record
AAAAGGCGUAACUAUAACAGAGAUAAUCUGAAGUUUCACCACACAUCAGCCAGAGAGCCGGAUAGUUAACCCGGUUGCCAACUCGGCAAAGAUGGACAUUUCAUUGUUUUUAAUAACAGUGAGGAUGUACACUAAUCCCAACAUGGCGCACCAAAAUGUGGAUGUGUGCCAAAUGGCACAGCAAGAGGUUCCAGACCAACAACUUCAACAUCAACCACAGCAAGAGGUCAAAGACCGACAACAAGAGAAUCAACUGCAGCAAGUGCUCGAAGACCAAAGCGAACACAAUCUGCUUCAGCAAGGCCGAAGAAAACAAAAUCAGUGUCUGCCAGAUGUUACAAGUUCAAAGGAAUUUCAAAAUCAGCUACGCGACCACGGGGUAGAGAUUCUACAGGAAUUUAGUCAAAGUUCUGUGUAUAAUCACUGGAAACCAUUUGCUACUUGUGGGUUAUCAAUCCUUGAUGAGUGUCCUUCUGCAGAGUGUGAUCAACCUGUUCAAGGGAACAAUCGGGAAAACUUGCGAGCAUAUGUGAACCAGCGAUUGUCGGCCGCUGAUGUAUUGCGCGUUCAAGAAUAUAUCCGUGAUCAGCUAUCAAUUCUACUGGUAUCAUCAUUAAUUGGUUGUGUUAUUGCUGCAGCUACAUUAAGUCUUGGUGAGAUAUUGAAAUACAAAAUAAAAAACAAUUGUGGUUUUAUUGACACUUUGCAUACAUUUUCUGACUGUCAGUUUACAGACAGUACUUUCCGCAGUAUUCAAAAUGAGCUGCGGAAUAUCAUGCCAUUGUCAGUUUAACUGGCCACUGGACACUCAGGGCUCCAAAAGAGAUCCUGUAAACAGCGAGAAAGCCUGGCUUGAUUUCGCUGUUCGGCUUCUGUCUAGGGAGGUGGUAGGUAAGGGCAGAGGUCAAGAGACAGUAUGGAGUAAUAGGUGUAAGCCUCUUUGGUGGGAUGAGAAAGUGGGGUUGCCAUGGAAAAACCCCACAGCAAAUCCUAAAGACAGUAAAGAGGUGUUGUUGAUGAAGUACACAGCUUUAGAGAGGCACUUAAAUGAAGAGAAUAGAUUUCCAGCAGAGCUAGCUGAAGAGGCGAGACUGUGGAAUGCUGGGAAUAUAAAAGAAUUAUUCCUGAUGACAACGUUGACUAGCUUGCUGGGUAAAGUCACAGGCCUGCACUGUGCUGUCAUAGAUGCUUGUAGCAAAGUAGAUGAGCUGAAAGCUUCAGUGAACCCCACACUGCUGAAUGACAUAAAAAACUGCCUUGCAGCUACGCUUAAAGCAACUGAAAAUUUCAAUGUUAGUGGGUCUAAACCACCUAAAAGAAAAAAUCCUCAUUCAGGCAAAGAAAACUCAACUUCUAAACCAGUCAAAGCUAGAAAAAGGGAAUCAGAAUCUAACAUUAUACCAGCAUCUCAGUCAUUAAAUGAGUCUAUGCCAGAGCCUCCAACAUUUCAAUCACAAUCAGAAGUUCCAUUAGAGCAGAACUCAAAUACCCAAGCCAAUGAAAUUAUAUCUUUAGCACAAAAACUUCUCCUGAAAAGAAGAGCUUCAAAACCUGUGAACAUCAACAAAGAGAAGAAAACUCUUCAAAAGAUUUGUCCAAAGCCAUCAAAUGUUAUUAAUUUACCAGCUAGUUCUAAUUUAAUUUCAUCUUCCUCCAACCUGUUGCCACAAACUAUCUUUAUAAAAAUAAAUGAUCUUAAUUGUUUAAAUGCUCAAAAUUCUGUCAACCCAAUUAAUUCAACUGUUUCCUUGAAUCCAGGUUUUGUGCAAAUUCUAUCCCCUGCCAUUAGUUCUUCAACAAACAUAACAGACAGCUCUUUUCUUGAUAAUUCAAACAUUCCAGGUUUAAGUACAUUUGUUCAGAUGCCUCAGUGUGAUGAUCUGAAUAUCUCACUGCCAAAUUUCCUUCACUUUCAAGAUGAGUUGAGCAACUGUAAUCCUGUUACCUCUGUAGUCAACUCCCCAUCAUCUACUUCUGAUGCCCUUUCACCAUCCGCAGUUUACUACUCACCAUCAUCCAUAGUUAACCACUCAACACCAUCUACUUCUGACAACCUUUCAGUACACACAGUCAACAACUCACCAUCAUCUAAUUCAGACAUCCAUACACCAUCAGCAGUUAACUCACCAUCAAACACCUUAUCCACACCCUCUGAUCCAAAUUUCAACCUUCCCCAUGGAAGCACAAUAAACACUUUAUUAAACUCUUUUCUAGAGAGCUCUUUUCCCCAGACACCUGGAUGCAGAUCCAACAGAUCAAACAGCAGCAAUGAGGUUAUCUCCCCUUCAACCGACAAAGGCUAUUUUUCAGACAAUAGUGUGUAUGACCCUCUUCUACCUGUCACCACUCCUGAUUACCACACCAAUAACGGUGAUGAUGCACAAAACAUGGCUGCUGAUUCAGAUCAUACUUUUUCUCCUCAAGAACUUCAGCUGUGGGAGGAAGAUGGUUCUCUAAGUUUAGACAGAUUUCUAGAAGAGUUAUAGUUCUUGGCUAAAA